Drosophila grimshawi is the source of this 892-nucleotide messenger RNA. RefSeq names its product PRA1 family protein 3. The transcript has a single exon. Lineage: Eukaryota; Metazoa; Arthropoda; Insecta; Diptera; Drosophilidae. Gene Ontology annotation, cellular component: membrane. The record is from RefSeq and is a predicted model, not a curated record. The coding region runs from base 1 to 633 and encodes 210 amino acids.
AUGUCGUCAACACCAACAACAUCUUCCGCCGUUGGCGAUGCGGCUGCAGCGCUGUCGGGAAAUCUACAAUUGCCACCGUUGCGUACUUUGGAUGAUUUUGUGCUGGGCUCUGCGCGUUUCCAGUUGCCCAAUCUCAAGGAUUUCGACAAGUGGGGCAAUCGUGUAGUCAAGAAUCUGCUGUACUAUCAGACCAAUUAUUUUCUCGUCUUUCUGGCCAUCUAUGUGAUAAUGAUUGCCUUCAAUCCGACGAAAAUCAUCAGUGGUCUGGUCGUUCAAGCUUUGAUCAUCGGCGUCAUUUGGCAAUUCUUUAGCAGCAAAUCGAAGAAUAAUUUCAUCGCCAGUCGCUUAACCGGUGGCAAUCAGAUCUUGGCCCAACAGAAUGCCCAGCAGAAGUGGUAUAUUCUGGCGGGUGCAUUGCUAACCGGCUAUCUAUUUCUGCACAUGAUUAGCGCCGUUUUGUUGACCGCUUUCACAUUGCUGCUACCCAUUUCGGUGACAUUUAUCCAUGCCUCGCUGCGUCUGCGCAACAUGAAGAACAAACUGGCAAAUACCAUUGAGAGCUUUGGCCCCUCCACGCCAAUGGGCUCCUUUUUGGAUGCACUCAACGUUCGUGCCGAUGGAGUCAUCAAUUGAAUUGAGAUUCGAUACGGGCCCAUAGCUAAAAGCGUCCGCCUCAUUGCUGGCCAUGUUUGACAAAUAUCUCUUCUUUGUUUGGUAAUUGUUAUGUGUAAUGCUGAUUAAAGAUGCUUCUUCAAGUCCAGACACUGUAUUACCUUAUGCAUAAUUUGAUCCUCCAAUUUUCAAUAUAAUUUGUAAUUUGUAUUACCAAUGUAUUUGUGCGAUUAUAAAUAUUAAAAAUAAAGUUCUCCCUUUUAAAGUAUAUCGUUAAAAA